Ilex paraguariensis (yerba mate) is the source of this 821-nucleotide messenger RNA. Lineage: Eukaryota; Viridiplantae; Streptophyta; Magnoliopsida; Aquifoliales; Aquifoliaceae. The record is from the annotation of a GenBank genome assembly.
CCUUUACCUCAGGCUAGCAAUAGAUGCACAGUACUUAUUCCAUUGCACAAUAGGUCAGUUUCUCUAAUUAGGAGUUAAACCAGCAUGAAUUUUGAAGUACAAACAGUGUGAUAAAAAAGGCUAUGAUGUUUCAUCUAAUGCAUAUUUUGGACAAUUUUCGGUCAUAAUAAAUCACCUUACUGAAUGAGAUACGAGAAAUUAACAAUCCAGUUGCCUUGUCAACGUGUAUUUGCCGAUACUAAUUGACUAGCAUAUAUUUCUUUCCACAGGUUUCUUAGAUGGUGAUUGACACAAACUAUGAUCAAAGAACUUGAUACUCAAGAUGGUACACAAUCAAACAAUUACACACCAUUGCAAUAUUCACAAAAAGUUACAAGCAACCCAACAGCCAAUUGCAACAUAAAAGUGAGACUCAUCAUUACUAGGGUUGGCAAUUCUAGGCACAACCCGCAAAAUCAAUACAAAAUCAACACAAGAUUAGUGGGUUUGGGAUUAUCGGAACUGGGUGGUAAGCGAGUGUACUCUCCAGACCCUGGCAAUAAAUGGGUUGACAAGAACCAGCUAAACACGGCAUGUACAGACACGAAUCUAAGUAUACACGCCUCCAAAUGGAUCAUGCAUGGAUUGAAGAAAUUCCGAUCUGAGAAGAUUUAUUGUAUAAAAAUACGACGACAAAUUGACAUCUUUAAUCCUAACAAACAUCAACCCAAAGUCAGAAUAAGAAAGUUCAAAGAAUGACAUAGCUUAAAAAUAAAUGAUUCAAUUCACACCCAGCAAAGAAUCAUUAAACAACAUACCUCAACCAUAAGAACACCAGACAU